Molecule: messenger RNA, 525 nt
Organism: Manihot esculenta (cassava)
Lineage: Eukaryota; Viridiplantae; Streptophyta; Magnoliopsida; Malpighiales; Euphorbiaceae
Exons: 4
Coding region: 46-360 (104 amino acids)
Source: RefSeq, a predicted model, not a curated record
AAGAAGACAGAUGUUGCUUAUCUAUACAAUUUGGGACCAGAUUGGAUGGAGGCAGAGAUAUGGAAUGAACUUGUUGCAUAUUGGAGUAUACCAGAGUGGAGAAAGAAAUCAGAAGCCGGUAAAGCAAAUAGAAACGUAGAAAAAGAUGGGACUAUUACGAAAUACUCUGGUGGUUCAAUAAAAUUGGAGGUUCAUGAGAAUAGAUUGGCAAAGAAGUUGGGUAGACAACCAACUCAACUUGAACUAUUUUGUGCAACUCACACAAAAAAGGGGAGUCAAGGUGUUUAUAUUGAUGGAAAAUCACGACGAGUUGAUGGAGCUUAUUUGAGUGCAAUUGCUGAAAAUGUGAAUGACAAUUGAACUCCAACUACAUCUUUCUCAUGCACAUCAGCUCAUCCUGGAGGACCUUCUCAAACUAUGUUUUCUUUAGAGGAGGUUGAACAAAUAUUAGAGCAAAACCGGAUUAAAAUGAAACAAGACAUGGAGCAAAUGCAAGAGCAAAUGCGAGUGCAGAUAGAAAAACAA